Messenger RNA from Pochonia chlamydosporia 170, 3225 nucleotides. RefSeq names its product PX domain-containing protein. Lineage: Eukaryota; Fungi; Ascomycota; Sordariomycetes; Hypocreales; Clavicipitaceae. Gene Ontology annotation, cellular component: intracellular membrane-bounded organelle. Gene Ontology annotation, molecular function: phosphatidylinositol binding. The coding region runs from base 1 to 3225 and encodes 1074 amino acids. The record is from RefSeq and is a predicted model, not a curated record. The transcript has a single exon.
AUGAGUUCAGCAAGCAGCGACGGCGCAAACCAGCCGGCCGUCUCUCGUGAGCCAAUUUCUGGGCGUGAGGCCUCGAAGCCUGACCCGGCGACGACGUGCGACCGAGAUGAAGAAGUGAAGACCGAGACAGCGGACCGAAAUGUGGCACCAGCGUCUGCGUCCGCACCGACGGACCUUGAGGGCAAGACGUCUGCUCUGGCUGCAAAGGCCCUGAAAUUCAUAUCUGAAGCUACACCAACAACUUUGGCUGGGAUUGCAGUUGGAUUUUCUGCCAUUCUAUAUGCUAUCCUUGGCAGAAUCGGACUGUUGCUUAUUGGUGCCGUUGCCGGAGUGCUGGCAUUCAUCUCGUUGGAAGCCAAGAACCCAGCCAUAGCGCAGGCUGUCAGAGGAGAAAAAGGGCCCGAAGUUCUCGAUCGACUAUGGCUUGAUAUGAAGCAAAUCAAGACAAGCGACUGUAGUCAAGAUGAAGAUGCCGAGGAGGCUGCCAUCAAGUCGUUUGACGAUUUCCGGCCCGAAACUCGGGACGCCCUGGGCGGACUCGUGGAUGCAGUUAUUCGAGACUAUGUCAAGUGGUGGUACACUCCAAUUAUACCAGGGGAUCAUUCGUUCCCCCUUGCAUGUCGGAAGACUCUAAAUUCCUACCUUUUAGCCAUCGCCAAUCGCAUGUCAAGGAAACGACCGGCUGACGCGUUCCUGGAUCUGCUCACUAACAGUUCUUCCAUUGUCAUCGCCCUGCUGUCAGAACUCGCAGCUGCUUUUGCGGAUCUACCUCCUGAGACGAAUAUGACUGCCGCAGAUGCAGUUUAUAACUACCUAGCAUCAAAUCCAGAUUCUCGGCUUGCCAACCUACUCAACCAGAAACAACAGGCGGCCAAGUUCAGAAUGGUUGCCGAGGAUCUCUUGGGAUUCUUGGACCGGGGUUCACAAAACUGCGACCCAGCUCGAAUUUUUCUGCGAGAAAUUCUUGCAAAUUCCGUACUUGAGACAACCUUGCAAACUUGUAGCAAGGCUGAAUGGAUCAAUGGAUGGAUUGUGUAUCUGCUCGAGGCCGGCGAACCUGACAUCAACCAGGCCAUUGACGUAGGGAUGCAGACUGGCCGCGAUACAGGGUCUAAUGUGUUUGCGGAUAUCGACGGAAAUGUAGGCAAUAUUGGUAUUGCAAAGCCGACGGUGGCCCGUUCUAGCUCGGAAAUUUCGCGUCGAAAAGAAUCGCUCGGCCAUAAGAAGAAGCUGAGUAGAGCCGAUGAAGAGUUAGAAGAGGCCAUGGAAGAAAUGAAGCGUAUGAAUGCAAUGAUGGCUCGGGAUGGGCAACGAAAGGAACAAGCCUCGAUCAACUUGGACAAGAUAGACACACCGAACAAGAGCCUGGAACUGGUGGCAGAGGCUCAAGAAACUGCCAAGCAACCAACCGAGAAGCCUGAAGAGUCAACGGUAUCGAGAGAUUCUGGAGAAAAAGUAUCCCCCAGAGGCACAUCAACGGAUGGAUUCUCAAGCAAAAGCGAGACAGGGAACACGCCGGUUACACCACGAUCGACUCUCGGGUCGUCGAGCCAACAAUCGUCACCAACUCGCUCGAAUGAGCAGCGCUUUACUUCGUUCGAUCAAAUUGUUCCCGCAGGCCAAUCGGAAGAUAACGAAGAGGAUGGUCCCAGAAAAGCUCCGCUCACCCUUCACAACGCUUCAUUUACGCUACACGACGAUGCCACAGGGGACGGGGGCAAGAUGCGAAAUAAACCCAACUGGGACUAUCUAAUUCAAGUCGAGCCUUCGUCUUCAGCACACACAGGCUGGAUGAUCGUUCGACGAUACUCAGACUUCGAAACGCUGCACGAAAUUCUGAGAAGGAUUGCGGCUAUUUCUGGGGCUACUGCUUUCACGGAAUUGCACAAGGAAUUGCCAAAUUGGAGAGUUCACACGAGAGAAUCUCUCCGAGGAGAGCUUGAAAGGUACCUGAGAGACGCGUGUUGGUAUCAGUCGCUGGCGGAGAGUGAAGGCAUGAAGCGGUUUCUGGAGAAGUCUCAGGGCCACACUCACGGUAACUCAAAGUCAUUUGGUUGGGAGGCCGUUGGCAAGAAUAUGCUCGAUGUCCUCACUAUUGCGCCAAAAGGUGCCAUGGAAGGAGGGAAGACGUUGGUUGGCGGUGUCAGUGGAGUGUUUGGCAACAUUGCAGGCCUCACUAGGAAGUCGACCAGCCAGUCUGUUGACUUGACUCACUCUGCAAACCGUCUAUCGAUAUCUACGCCGCCGCGAGUUGACUCUGCUAGAUCUCCAGCAAGGUCAGACCGGGCCAGCAUGGACAGUCAACGGUCUUCAGUCAUUUCCACCCAACCUGGCAAAAUGGCUCCAAUGUCACGACGGCCGAGUUACCAGUCUGUCGGCGAUCUUGACGGGGAAAUGGGCAGAACGGGACGCAGUGCUGAGAGGAUGGAGCCUGGAUCAGGGCCAGCAAGCGCACGACCAAGCAGAGAGCAUAGUAGAGCAUCCAGUUUGGCAGCUCUUCGCUCACCAUCAACUGUCAGUCUUGACUUCACCAAGCUUCCGCCGCCACCCGAUGAGAUGGCCAGUGACUACGAAUCAUCGGUGAAUGGCGAUGAAACACAGUCGAGACAAAACGACGGCGCAAACAUCUAUCAGACCAUUCGCGGCUUGCCAAGUAGCUCCAGUGCACCAUCGUUAUCGAACUUGAACGGGGGGAAGAAGACGAUUGCGAAACCUGUCAAACAGUACUCACAGAUGUCGGAACAGGAAACACGGGUUGCCGUGGAACUGCUGUUUGCCGUGAUCAAUGAAAUGUACACUCUGUCGUCGGCAUGGAACAUUCGCCGCACACUCCUUACUGCAGCCAAGUCGUUUCUCCUGAGACCUGGAAACCCGUCAUUGCUCACCGUGCAGUCCCUGAUACAGUCGUCCGUGCUCGAUGCAAACACGUCAGAUGCCGGAAUUGCGGCCCAGCUGCGCAAGCUCCGAGAGAACACGAUGCCAACGGACCAGGAGCGAGCUACCUGGCCGGAGGAAUUGACGAACGACGAAAAGGAGAAGCUGGCAAUCAAGGCACGCAAGCUGCUCAUCCAGAGCGGGGUUCCAGCAGCGUUGAUGGGUGUCAUGGGACAAGCGGCAACAGGUGAAGCACUUGGCAGGGUGUUUGACUGCCUGCAGAUAGAGGAGGUGGCGAGGGGUUUGAUAUUCGGACUAAUUCUGCAAACAGUGAGGAUUGUGACGCACUGA